AUGAGGACGGAGGGUUUGUUCAGGAUGAAGAUGGUCUGGCUCUUGAUUUCAGUGCUUGGUCUUCAUCUCAUGGCUUUAACUUCUGCUCAGCCACAGGAGUGUCCCUCCACCCACGACCUGCUGAACUCUCUGCGUCAGGUGGAGAAGAUGUUGGCGGUGCACGAGGCGUCGUACCAGCAGGGCCUGCGCUCACUGAGGAAGAAGAUGAGCGCUCUGCACAACAGCACCAUGGCCAUCUUUAAAACCGGAGCUACCUGUCCCAAACCGGAGCCCCCUCCUCACGGCCGCAGACUGGGCCGGGUGUUCGGCGUCGGUCACGAGGUUCACUUCCUGUGCAAACCGAGCUACGAGCUGAUUGGCCCGCGGACUCGCGUGUGUCUGGACUCUCUGCGGUGGAGCGGGCAGCAGCCAAUGUGUCGACGUCUCAACAACACGGGGAACUCUCUGCCCUCCUUCUCUCCUGCUGCUCCUUCCUCCUCCUUCCUGAGCUCUGCUGCUCUGUCAGCUCCCUCUUCCUCCUCCUCCUCCUCCACCUCUUCUCCACUUCCUCCCCUCUCCUCUUUAUCACCCUCGUCCUCCCCACCUUCCUCGGUCCGCCCGUCUCACUGCACUCACUUCCUGGGCUCGACCCGCUGCACCUGUGACGUCGGAUUCACCAUCUCAGGCCGGGACAACAACAUCUGCACAGACAUCGACGAGUGCCGUCUGUUCCCUCUGGGUCAGCCCGGUCGCCUCUGCGUCCAUCAGUGCGUCAACACUCCCGGGAGCUUCCACUGCUUCUGCCCCCGCGGGUACAACCUCGCCAACGACGGGCGCAGCUGCACAGACAUCGACGAGUGUGAGAACCAGAUCCACAACUGCACAGCAGAGCAGGUGUGUGUGAACACCUUCGGAGGGUUCCAGUGUGUGUCCGUGGAGUGUCCCCACAUGAAGAACGCCACGUACAUCAAGACGUCACCCAUGCGCUGUGAGAGGAACCCGUGCAUGCUGGGAGACACGGGCUGCACUCAGGCUCCGAGCUCCAUCUCCUUCCACUUCCUGUCCGUGGUGUCCAACAUGUCGGCGCCCCGCGUCCUCUUCAGGGUGUCGGCGGCUCGGGUGCUGGGCGACACGCUGAGGUUCGGCCUGGCGGGGGGUCACGGCCGGGGUCAUUUCAGCGUGCAGCGGUCCGGGCGGCAGACCGGGACCCUCCUCCUGGUGACGCCCAUCGCGGGUCCGGCCUCUCUGGAGGCCGAGGUGGAGAUGAGCGAGCUGGAGAGGAACUCCCUGCUGGGACGCUACCUCACCAAGGUCACCCUGUUCGUCUCUCCGUACGAGUUUUAGGGAGAGGACUGACGAGGACUUUGGACUCAAGUAUACAAACGAGUCCCACAAACUUUUACAGGACAGCUGAAAUUUAAAAAUGUACAAUUUGUUUUUGAUAUUUUGUUAAUAUUUGUUUAAUA
Molecule: messenger RNA, 1445 nt
Organism: Notolabrus celidotus (New Zealand spotty)
Lineage: Eukaryota; Metazoa; Chordata; Actinopteri; Labriformes; Labridae
Product: fibulin-7-like
Exons: 7
Coding region: 1-1323 (440 amino acids)
Molecular function (GO): calcium ion binding
Source: RefSeq, a predicted model, not a curated record